UCUACGUUUAACGGGAGGAUUAAAAUUUAUACUGUCAGAUAUUAUAACUGGUCGUGCCUCUACUGGAAGUUAUUUAUGUUUGGAUUAAAAGUCUGUACGGAUAAUUGUCGUUUAAUAAGCAUUAAUACAAGAAGUCAUAAACGGAAAUUUUACUUUAAAGCUCAACUAACUGCUUGCCUGUGACCAUCACUCUUCAAAUGUAGCAAGGUUGCAAUGAUGAAAUCCAGCACCUCACAUCAAAAAAACAUCCUUAAUACAGUCAUCUGUGUUCUACCUGACAAUCGUCCCGUCACGUCAUUACAGUUGGUUGAAGAAUUUGAAAAAUGCCCUACAAAUUUUCACCCUAUUAAUAAAACUUAUGACCAGGACCAAGAUGCCGAUUUAUGGCGCGAAAAAAUGUUAAUCGGCAAACGGACAACACGAUAUUUGUGUCAAUCCAAAUCAGAAGGGUUACCUGGUUACAUAGUAGAGACUCUAAAAAUUAUAAACGAAAAGGAAAUUAUUCCUGAGGGAUUUUCGCAGCUAACGAGAACAGCCGACACAGAACAAAAAGCAUGGCGUAAAAAACAACUUGUGUAUCGAUUAACUAAAAAAAGCUCAGCAAAACAAGCGGUAACAGAUAUUAUUUUAUGUUCAAGGAUGCGUCAGGCACCGGACGGAUUUACACUAGCUGGUGAUAUAAACGGUAUAUUGGUAUGUUUCAAAAAGUCUCCGGUUCCUCAUCGACCAUCUCCAAGUAUUCCAUCGCAAAACAUAAGUAACCUAGAAAAGACCAUAGAAAAUCUGAAGUUACAAUUAAAUUGUAACAAUGCCCUAUUUCAAUCUCAAGACCACGAAUACGUGCAGCUGUCAUCAUCAUAUAAGCUUUCACCUAAACGGGCUGCUCCUAAACCUCUUAUGUAUUCAACUGGUACAAUGUAUGUUCACACUGACGUUGAAGGUGUUCCAUUUUUGUUAAAUCCUGGUCUUAAACAAUACAAUACACUUGUUCCAAUAAAAUAUGAUGUUACAGGAGUACAAUUACAGUACGAUUUUCAGUUAGAAAGACAAGUGUUAUGCACAACAAAACCGCAAAACGUUCAAGUAACAAAUCCAUUUUUUCAAUGAAGCUAUGAAAUAAAAUAGUUAGUUAUAUUAUAAUAGUUAUAUUAUUUUUUCAAAUGAAGGUUUUGCUAAGUUUUUGUUCCAUUGAACGAGAACAAAUUUUAAAAUUUUAUGAAAUAUGUUUCUACAUUCAAGCUGAUUUGUUUUUUUAGUAGUAUUUAAAUUAAUUGUGAGUACCUGCCAUAGAUCUAUUUAUAGCGGCUUCCAGAUGGACACCAUCUAUACGGAUAUUAAGGCGGCCUUUGACUGUUGUUCCCACAGUAUCCUUCUUGCUAAACUUAACAGGCUUGGUUUGCCACCUUCCCUGAUAAUCUGGUUUGAAUCUAAUCUCGCUGAUCGAUGCUACGCGCUCAGAUUUGGUCAACAUAUGUCCGGACAUAUCCGCGCUUCUUCCGGUGUACCACAGGGCAGUAAUCUGGGCUCUACAUUCAUGACGUGAUCUAGGUACUGGCUGAUUCCAACUGCCUUUUAUACGCAGAUGAUGCAAAAAUUUACCGUGAGAUAAAGAAUCCCGAAGACCAUGAGCGUCUUCAAGAAUCUUUAAUUGAGUUCGACACUUGGUGCAAGCGGAACACUUUAACAGCACAUUACACAUAUAUGUUAAACGGACAAAGUCCGUCUGUGUCCAAAAAGUAAGGUAACUUUGCGUUUAUUCUUAAAUGUUUUUUUUUAUUCGGCCAGAUAUAGGUCAUCACCUUCGAAGUAAUCCCCUUCUGAUGCAAUGCACCUCUUCUCCCACUCCUCGAAACAGGUGUAAUUUGCAGAUGCAGGAAUGUCAUUUAGUUCCGCCGUCAUUGCAGCUUCUAUCUCCUUGAUAGUGUCAAAACGGUGUCCCCGAAGCGGCCGUUUUUGCUUUUUGAACAGCCAGAAGUCGACUGGUGCCAAAUCCAGCGAAUACGGCGGUUGCGGAACAAUAUGGGUGUCAGUUUUUGCGAAAAACUCCCUUAAAAUGAUGGCCGUAUCGGAGGGCGCAUUAUCGUGGUGUAAAAACCAGCUGUUAUUUUUCCACAAAUCCGGCCGCUUUAGCCGGAUGGACUUCCGCAACCGCCGCAUUGCGCUUAGAUAGUACUCUUAGUUCACCGUUUGGCACUUCGGAAGAAAUUCCUUGUGAAUCACCCCACGGUAAUCAAAGAAUACCGUCAGUAUAACCUUGAUUUUCGACCGGCUUUGGCGACCGUCCGUCCGGGAGACCAUCCACCUCGACCAACGACAAAAACACUUGACGCAGCUUCGAAAAUAAAUUGUUACUCCUAGCCGGGAUGAUGUAGUGACUUGAAACUUGGCAGAUCUGUCAAAAACAUACAUAUUGACAAAAGAAAAAUAAAAACAAGGGGCUUCUUGGCGCGCGAAAUUUGACUUCCAAUGUCACUGUUACGGUCCCGCCGCACUCGUUUGUAGCUCGUGGGGAGCUUUCCCACUAAUUCGUCGACCAGUAGUGGAUUGCCUAGUGUUGUGUUCGGAUGACCAUGCACUUACUUUAGUAACGAACUGAACUACACACAACUAAAAAGUUACAAACAAAACAAGCAAACUUUAUUACUAACACAUUAAAAAUUCGUUGAACAGUAAAACCCCGGUGCAGCCGCGAAACAGUAACCGCACUCAUUGAUGACCCGAGAACCGAAUGGGCAGGUGAACGGCCGUCGUGCUUUAGCCGCGAUGGCGCUGCUCUUUCGCUCCGUCACACAGUCGCCAUCGACGGACCGCGCGGGUGACGUCCAGGGCUGUCGCACCUUGCUAGCAACCCAGAGUCACAAUGUUGCGCUACGCUGUCCGUCUCCACAACACCUAGAUGGUCUGUCAUUUCGCACGCUACUAGAUGCUCAUUAAGCUAUUUUAUUUUCAUCCCGGAUACUAUGAAAGUCUUGACCUGAUCUUCGGUAGGAGCCUUCGUUUCACGAACCUUCCGUAGCAUCUUUUUUAGAAACUUCUGUGGUCGUUCAAAAAGAUAUUUUAAGUCUUCAAUGACACUUGGAACUGUUUCUGAAGUUAAUAGUAACCCUCUAACCUGUUCCAAAGCUUCUCCAGGUGGCAGUCUUGAAGACGUUUAAGAUUUUCCAUGGUGGAAAAUCCGCAGGACUCGGUCGUAUAUUUAUAGCUACUGAUGAAUAGAGGCCAUUCUUCUAUAUUACCGUCAAACUUCACCAAGGUGGUAUUCACUGAUUUCCGUGCUAAGCGCUGCUCGGGUGUAAUACUCGAUACCGUUGCUACACAUGGCUAGGUUUCCACAACAGGGAGGCUGAUGUUUAGCUGGUGAUGUGAUCGUUCCAUCUCUUCCAACUCUUUCUGGUGCAUUAUUUUCAGCUCUAAAAGUUGCUUUCGAAGUCACAGCUCUCUGGUGUGACGAGCAAUUUCCUCUGCGAUUAGUUGUGACAUUUCUUAUUCCGCGUUCACUAGGAUCGUCCGAUCUAAACCGGCGUCUUCCAUCUCACUGCUUUCAUUUGAGGGGGUCGUCGGUACCUUGCUGGUCCCAGCUUCCACGACUUCCGCUCCUUUUUCACUUCGUGUUUUCGGCAUGCUAAAAUAUUAAUAGGCUAUAAUAAUCAAACAAUAUAAUAAGUCUACAAACCAAGCUUGUUUGACUUAUCGCUGCCGUUCCACCAGAAGCUCAUGUGCCACACGCACGAUGUUCGACCACGAUGCGAUCUCUUUACAAUAUUUUUAUUGCCGAAAGCUUAACUAACGGUGGUGUACAGUAUAAAAACUUCUGCCUAGUCGUACGGUUAGAAUAGAAAAGAGCCGCCGCACUCUGUUUCUUUCCGUACACCCGCCUUAUCCUUUCCGUUCGCCUUAUCCGUGUGUUAUUAAUUAUCCGUGUGUUAUCAAGUAUCCGUGUGGCAUAUUUUACACCGGGCAGUCAUCAAUACGCGUUAUUAUUACUUUACAUCGGACAGUUGCCAGACUCGUCGCAACAUUCUCCCCUCCAGUGUAUUGUCGAAUUCACUUUCCCUGUGGCUGCUCCGGUGUCGUUGCUGUCCCCAUCCUAAUCUCUUAGUUCCACGUCUGUCUUGUCUGUCCUUUCUCUUGGUUCGAUAUCCAAGAUGGCAAUUUUAACGGCGUUCUAAUAAUCCGUUCGCGGUUUGCACUACAGCUUGCCUGACUUGUCCGUUUUUUGCUUUGGUGGUUUGAAUCACGCGUCCCAUUGGCCAGCUAUUUCGGGGGAGCGUAUUAUCUGCGACCAGGACGUGGGGCGUAUUAUCGUGCGUGAGGACUUUCUUUACCGAUUGUAUCAAUCGUUCCCAGCAACCUCCAAAAUGUGGCACUGCGGGAGGAUUGAACACCCACUUGGUUUGUGUACUGUUGAACUCCGUCAUAAGCUCAUUUUCGUUUAGGCUAAUCUAGCACGAGGAAGAUUACCCAUCGGCGGUGGUUCUGGUUGCGCUUCCCGAAUCUUGCAGUGUUGACAUUCAUGGCGAAUACAGCUGUGUUCAGCCAACAGAUGAGAGAUAUAAAAACGUGAUCUCAGCUCAUUUAUUGCCGUGCUAUGGUUAUGAUGACUGUACCUUCGAUGGAAACUAUCCAACAGUAGUUUUACUGCAUAAUGUCGUCUCGGUAUCGGUCUCGGUCUCGGUUUUUUGGUAUCUUCACCACCUCAUGUACACUGAUCGAUUCUUCGCUGCAUGCUUACUAUCCCGUGCUCGUCCAAUUUCGGGUUAAGCUUGUACAAUGGACUUGUUUUCGCUAAAAUGGACUCAUGAUGCUUAUUUACUUCCGAUUUUUCGAGAAGACGUAAGUCCUCAUGGAAUGCUUGUAGCUGAAUUUCACGUAUCACGGAAUUCUCAGCUGCAAUAAGCUCGGUUUGGGUGAGUGGACCAGUAUCCUUUGAUAUUCGGCGUGCCUUUCUUUUAAGAUUUUCCCAAAAUCUCCGAACAAAUUCCAUGGCUCUAAGAAGCCGUUCCCAACGCGAAAAACGGUGAAAAUUCAUGAGGGUUACACACUGAGAGUGAAAUUGCAAUUGAUGGCGUAUUUCUUACAACGUUUCACCUACUGGUUUAUUUUCAAAGGGCCAUAAUUCUUUCGGAUUCCAAAGGAAUUCUGGACCCCUAAACCAACGGCUAGUAGGACUGAGGUCUGGUGAACGCUGCCUCUUCAUCCCGUCAUUAGCAACAUUUAUUUUUGUUGCAAUCCAAUUCCAAUCUCUUAAAUCUAUUGUUUCCAGGAUCUCACUGACUCUAAAUGCUACAAAUUGACUGUAGCGUCGAUGGUCGGACUUUAUCCAACUCAUAACAUUGCGUGAGUCCGUCCAGAUAAACUGUUAUUUUAUGUUAAUACGAUGAGAGCCUCGUAUAACAUUGGCUAAACGGGCAGCGAUCACUGCUGCUUGUAGCUCUAAUCGAGGAAUUUAGAGAUAUUUUAGUGGUGCAACACGAGUUUUGGAUCCGACUAUGGAACAUUCAAGAAUCCCUGUUUGAAUUUCUAUUUAUGUAUUAUAUUUGAAUUAUAUUUUAUUAUGGCAUGAAUUAUGGGAUUAUGGUAACGGGAUUAAGAACAGACAACACUUGAAGGCUAGAACAUAAACAAGGAAAUAGAUGAGGAUUAGAUGAACUACGUAAUAAAUUUUAGUAUGUAGAAAUGAACUCAAACGGACAAGUGAAUACACAUUAGCAAAGUGAAAGUUCAACCGCCUACACGUUAUUUUUCUUAUUCCCAAAAUAUCACAAGUUUUCCUCCAAUUUCACACCCGGUGUAAUUUUCAACAUU
This is a messenger RNA of Anopheles merus, 5805 nucleotides long. RefSeq names its product multivesicular body subunit 12B (gene Mvb12). The record is from RefSeq and is a predicted model, not a curated record. Lineage: Eukaryota; Metazoa; Arthropoda; Insecta; Diptera; Culicidae. Bases 214 to 1107 code for a protein of 297 amino acids. Gene Ontology annotation, biological process: receptor catabolic process; viral budding; endosome to lysosome transport via multivesicular body sorting pathway. Gene Ontology annotation, cellular component: cytosol; ESCRT I complex. The transcript has 5 exons.